Messenger RNA from Bufo bufo (common toad), 2603 nucleotides. RefSeq names its product dynein cytoplasmic 1 intermediate chain 2 (gene DYNC1I2). Gene Ontology annotation, molecular function: dynein heavy chain binding; dynein light chain binding. The record is from RefSeq and is a predicted model, not a curated record. Lineage: Eukaryota; Metazoa; Chordata; Amphibia; Anura; Bufonidae. Bases 210 to 2123 code for a protein of 637 amino acids. The transcript has 19 exons. Gene Ontology annotation, cellular component: cytoplasmic dynein complex. Gene Ontology annotation, biological process: transport along microtubule.
GGUGACGUCAUUGCAGUUGGUGUUUUGGCCUCCGUCGCUCUCCGUAGAGCAUCAGUCAUUGGCAGUGUAUGUGGCCGGUGUCGGGCGGGGUGCGCAGGGAAACAGGGCGGUGACGCGAUUGGAAGCCAGUGGGGAGAAGUGAGGUUGGCGAUUCGAUUAAAGCUUGAAGUUCUUCUAUUGCUUUCUGGAGGAUUGAAAGAUUCCUCAACAUGUCUGACAAAAGUGAACUGAAGGCGGAGUUGGAGAGAAAGAAGCAGCGUUUGGCUCAAAUAAGAGAAGAGAAAAAAAGGAAAGAAGAAGAAAAGAAAAAGAAGGAGUCUGAUCAGAAGAAGGAUGCUGCCCCUCCGCAGGAAGAGUCUGAUUUGGAGAAGAAGAGGAGAGAAGCUGAAGCCUUACUCCAGAGCAUGGGUAUCACCCCUGAGCCCCCGCUGGUCCCUCCACCAACGUCGCCUUCCUCUAAGUCUGUGAGCACCCCAAGCGAAGCCGGAAGUCAAGACUCUGGUGAUGGGACGACUGGGGGUCGUUCCAGACCUGCAGUUACCAAGAAGACUCUGCACUGGGACACAGAUCCGUCAGUUCUUCAGCUCCACUCUGACUCUGAUCUGGGACGUGGUCCAUUGAAGUUGGGCAUGGCCAAAAUUACCCAAGUGGAUUUUCCUCCAAAAGAAACGGUCACGUAUACAAAGGAGACACAGACCCCAACCGUCACCCAGGAAAAUGAAGGAGAUGAAGAAGAGGAGGAGACGGUAACUCCAAAGCCAACAGCUGCACCUGAAGAGGAAAAGCCUGCAAAGAAAGAAGAGAGGAAUGAAGCCCCGCCACAUGAGCUGACUGAAGAGGAGAAACAGCAGAUUGUCCACAGCGAAGAAUUUAUAUGUUUCUUUGACCACAGCACAAGAAUUGUUGAGCGUGCCCUGUCUGAGCAAGUCAACGUUUUCUUUGAUUACAGUGGCCGAGACUUGGAAGAAAAAGAAGGGGAAAUACAAGCCGGCGCAAAGUUAUCUCUGAAUAGACAGUUUUUUGAUGAACGUUGGUCAAAGCAUCGUGUGGUCAGCUGCUUGGACUGGUCUUCUCAGUACCCAGAGCUGCUCGUUGCAUCAUACAACAACAACGAGGACGCCCCCCAUGAACCAGAUGGCGUGGCCCUUGUGUGGAACAUGAAAUAUAAGAAGACAACCCCGGAGUAUGUGUUUCACUGCCAGUCUGCGGUUAUGUCUGCUGCUUUUGCAAAGUUUCACCCAAACCUGGUAGUCGGUGGGACGUAUUCAGGCCAAAUUGUCUUAUGGGACAAUCGAAGUAACAAGAGGACACCAGUCCAGAGGACUCCGCUAUCAGCAGCUGCUCACACGCACCCCGUGUACUGUGUUAAUGUGGUUGGCACACAGAAUGCCCACAAUCUGAUCAGUAUAUCCACAGAUGGCAAGAUCUGUUCGUGGAGCCUCGAUAUGCUGUCUCAGCCACAGGACAGCAUGGAGUUAGUUCACAAGCAAUCGAAGGCCGUAGCUGUCACCUGUAUGUCCUUCCCAGUGGGAGAUGUCAACAACUUUGUGGUGGGAAGUGAAGAAGGUUCUGUCUACACAGCAUGCCGUCAUGGAAGUAAAGCCGGUAUAAGUGAAAUGUUUGAAGGACAUCAAGGACCAAUUACAGGGAUCCAUUGUCACUCCGCUGUGGGAGCUGUGGACUUCUCCCACCUCUUUGUCACCUCCUCCUUCGACUGGACAGUAAAACUGUGGACAACAAAGAAUAACAAGCCCUUGUAUUCAUUCGAGGACAACUCUGACUACGUUUAUGAUGUCAUGUGGUCUCCCACUCAUCCAGCCCUAUUCGCUUGUGUGGAUGGAGUAGGACAAUUGGAUUUGUGGAACCUCAACAACGAUACAGAGGUCCCUACAGCCAGCAUUACAGUUGAGGGAAAUCCAGCUCUCAAUCGGGUCAGGUGGACUCAUUCUGGUAGAGAGAUUGCCGUGGGAGACUCUGAAGGAGAAAUCUUCAUCUAUGAUGUGGGAGAGCAGAUUGCCGUGCCUCGCAAUGAUGAAUGGACCCGCUUUGCAAGAACACUUGCAGAAAUCAAUGCCAACAGGGCUGACGCAGAAGAGGAGGCAGCUAACCGCAUUCCUGGCUAAAUGCUUUUUAGGACAUGUGACGUAAAGAGAGCCGCACUGACUUGAUAUACCCUCCAGAGCUCUAGCAUGUGUCUGUUCAAAAGAUAAUUUAAGAAGCCCUAUGUGGAUAGGAUCUGUGGACUACAAUGUUUUAUAAACUUCAUUGCAACCAAUUGCAGUGUCCCUUUUUAUUUGUACCUUCACGUUUGUUGUCCCUUCACUGUGUGUAAUAGUCCACCUCUGUCUGACCAGUGGCUGGUGGACCUUUACUGUCAGACCAGCUGCUCAGAAUAACGCCACUUUAAAAAAAAAAAAAAAAUCCAUUUACCUUACUAAUGCAACUGUUACUGCAAAUCUAACCCCUCAGGAUAUCACUAUUAUUAGGGCUGUGUGUGUGCCAUGGUUCCAGCACUCGGCAAACUACUGCAUGCAGUGGACUCUUUUAUGUUAAUACCAUUACUUAGUCUGCCAUUUUAUUAAAGGAAAAUGUUUCUAACUUGA